Molecule: messenger RNA, 737 nt
Organism: Suillus paluster
Lineage: Eukaryota; Fungi; Basidiomycota; Agaricomycetes; Boletales; Suillaceae
Exons: 3
Coding region: 165-737 (190 amino acids)
Source: RefSeq, a predicted model, not a curated record
GACCAGGUUAUAAGGAUCCGCACGUCUACUUUAUGUCUGGAUUUAUGCAUAAACGGAUCCGCUUCUAUUCUGAAUAGACAUGUGCCGUAUCAAAGAACUCGUCCUGCUAGGUCCCCACAUAUGCUCCCCGGUCCUUGAUAUCCCCCACCACCUUGCACGCCAGAAUGUAUGGGUUCCAAGGCCAACAGACUCAGAGACGCCCGAGUGGUGCUCCCGCUCCUGAUUCUCAGCAGCCAGCACUGGUAGGGGCAGGAGAAGCAUAUCCUCAAUAUAAUAUACCCCAGGUCGCCGGGAAAGUGUUGUAUCAGCCGCCUCAACACGAUCCAUACUUCAGUGGUAAUGUACCUCGAUUUGAGAUGUCAGGCAAUGGACAGCACGGUGACCACAACACCAGCGGCGCAUUCGCUGGGGGACCUAUCCAUCCCCGUAUCCUUUUGUCGGUGCACACCAGAGACCCGUCCAGUCCAUGCGAGGACUCGGGUAGUGAGGCAUCUUCGCGGGCACCAUCUGUUGUUCCUGGAAGCGAGGAGUAUCAAGCUAUGAUGCUAUAUUCAAUGGGUCGACAGCCUGCCACUCACCUUCCGCACAUGAACCAGAACGUGAAUAGGCGAAAUGGGGCACUUGAGCAGUCGCCAAAUUUGAAUGAGACCGUUGCAUAUCUUGUCACAGAGGUCAAACGACUGACCGAACACGCACAGCACACCGAUAAGGAGCUCGUUCUACAAAAGAAUGAUUAA